This is a messenger RNA of Trichomycterus rosablanca, 582 nucleotides long. It is a transcript of the gene rps27.2, whose product is annotated as ribosomal protein S27, isoform 2. NCBI's taxonomy places the organism in Eukaryota, Metazoa, Chordata, Actinopteri, Siluriformes, Trichomycteridae. Bases 88 to 342 code for a protein of 84 amino acids. The transcript has 4 exons. The record is from RefSeq and is a predicted model, not a curated record. Gene Ontology annotation, cellular component: ribosome; cytosolic small ribosomal subunit. Gene Ontology annotation, molecular function: RNA binding; structural constituent of ribosome. Gene Ontology annotation, biological process: translation; ribosomal small subunit assembly.
GAGAGCUUCCUGUAGCGACCGUUGAGAGCUGCGUGUUUCCGCUGCUGUUCUCUCUUCAAGCAGCAGCGUUCCGUAUACAACAACAACAUGCCUCUGGCGAAAGACUUGCUGCAUCCAACUUCAGAGGAGGAGAGGAGGAGACACAAGAAGAAACGACUCGUCCAGAGUCCAAACUCCUACUUCAUGGAUGUCAAAUGUCCAGGUUGCUAUAAGAUCACCACAGUGUUUAGUCACGCCCAGACGGUGGUGUUGUGUGUAGGAUGUUCAACAGUGUUGUGCCAGCCCACUGGAGGAAAAGCACGUCUCACAGAAGGAUGCUCAUUCAGAAGAAAGCAGCACUAGUCUCUCUCACCUAUUUGGAAGGAUGCUGGAGACCAAAUGAAGAGAGAUGGGAUUGGCUGAAUGGUUUCCAGCGUCUAGGAUGAACCCACUCCGCCGAUCUGAAGUGGAAAUGAAGGCCAGAUUGAAACCUCAUGAUGCUGCUGUUACCUGGAAGCAGAUUGUGCUGGACUAAGGCAUUUCUGUACUGCAUACCUGACAAACCUGUUUGUCUCACUUGAAAUAAAGUGUUUUUUUUCAUUA